Messenger RNA from Mycena citricolor, 1182 nucleotides. The record is from the annotation of a GenBank genome assembly. NCBI's taxonomy places the organism in Eukaryota, Fungi, Basidiomycota, Agaricomycetes, Agaricales, Mycenaceae.
CAUUAGUACGACAAGAUUCCAUUCACCAAUCUACACAUCCGAAUGUUUGUCUGAUCUGAGGCCGCUGUCAUAACAAUCUGUAUCAGCAAUUUAGGAGAAACGAUCGCUGCCACAUAACCUGUAACGAACAGUACCUUGUUCUCCGCCACCAUGAGCUACGAGAAAUCCACCAACACUUCCCGCCUGGGGCGGGCCCCCGGCCUGGAUGACUUCGUACUCGGCUUCGUCGGUGCCAGUACACCACCGUCGCAAACGCUGGACCACACUCUGCGAUUCUUGUCGACUUGGUCGGGUACGGAUAAACUCAUGAUGUCGACACAAUACGCGGCCCGCCUAAUCGCUCCUGCUCUCGUGUACCGUGCCCUCUUGCAAUUCAACGCGAAGAAACGAGCGCAACCUGCUUCAUUAACGAGUGAGGGACUGCUCAAAUUCGCGGGUCAGAUUAGCAUUGCGCGGCGGAUUAUGGGCUUUGGGGUGCGUGGCUACCAGUUCGUCUCUGUCUUUCCUCUUCUGACGCGUCUUUCACUAGGAUUGCUCGGAAUACUGAAAGGCCUCUCCUCUCUCGAACGCUCCCCUCCGGCGUCCCGCCUUGCGCUUAACCUUGCCCGUCUGCAAGGACUGUCAAUGAUCGUGUUCUAUCCCCUCGAAUACAUCUCAUUCUUUUCUGCCCCCUUUGCACCGGUCUUGCGUAUCUCGCCAUCUCUGGCAGGAAAGGCGGGGCUGUGGAGUGUACGCGCAUGGGGCGUGUAUGUGCUCUUGAAGAUCGUCGAGCAGCUUCACCAGUGGCGCGAACUGUCGAAUCAACAGGAACAGAUCUCUCUGGGCGAUGACGAAAAAGCUCAGGCGGCACGAGUGGUCAACAAGCAGAAGCGAUACGUUCUUGCGCAUCACCUCUUGGCAAAUGUGUCGCGUCUGCCGGUCAUCUUGCAUUGGUCCGUGGUCGGAGGCGUAUAUAGUAACGAGUUGCUGACGAGCGCGUUAUCACUCAUAUCUGGUCUGGCGGCGUUCCGUGGUGGAUGGGAAGGCAGCCGAAUCCCUGCCCCCAUGAAAUGAUGAUACCUUCUGCAUAAUUAGUAUAUUUCGUCCAUAGUGUCCAUGUGCAAUCUUUGCCUAUAAUUGUCAGUAUAUUUAUGGCACGGCCAGCGAUUCACUCCGCCCGGCAUGACUGGAUCCUGCUGCCAC